Gekko japonicus is the source of this 3386-nucleotide messenger RNA. RefSeq names its product probable glutamate receptor. The coding region runs from base 181 to 1635 and encodes 484 amino acids. Gene Ontology annotation, biological process: modulation of chemical synaptic transmission; synaptic transmission, glutamatergic; monoatomic ion transport. Gene Ontology annotation, cellular component: plasma membrane; postsynaptic membrane; dendritic spine. The transcript has 11 exons. The record is from RefSeq and is a predicted model, not a curated record. NCBI's taxonomy places the organism in Eukaryota, Metazoa, Chordata, Lepidosauria, Squamata, Gekkonidae. Gene Ontology annotation, molecular function: transmitter-gated monoatomic ion channel activity involved in regulation of postsynaptic membrane potential; AMPA glutamate receptor activity.
UCCUCCUCCAACUCCGAAUUGGGCAAGAGAGGGGCUGUGCGUUUGAUUCAUCCGAGCAUCCCCCCCAGGAGCUCUUUGCUGGCCAGUCUGUGUUCCUUGCUGUCACUUCAGCUGCUCCGGGGGAGCUGUCCAGCCGGAUCCUACGGGACUUCCUUCUCAAGAGCUGCAACUCGCGUAUCAAUGGAAAGAUCUCUCUGGGUGGCCUUUUGUCUGGGUGCAACUCUGUUUUUGCUUGAUGAACCUACCCUAGCAGAUGCUACGGAGAAUGGGGAUUAUACCAGCAAGGACACCGAUUCUGUCCGAGGAGGCGGGAAAGACUGGCCGAUGCUGUACGUCACCACCAUCUUGGAAGACCCCUAUGUGAUGGCCAGGGGCACCGAACUGGAAGGCUACUGCAUUGACCUUCUGGAGAAGCUGUCUGAAAUACUGCACUUCCGGUACAAGGUGGGCGUCGUGAAGGACGGGAAAUACGGCUCGUUGAGCACCAACGGGAAUUGGACCGGGAUGAUUGGUGAGAUCGUGAGGAAGGAGGCCGAUCUGGCUGUCGCUCCACUGACGAUCACGUCCAUACGGGAAGACGUCGUGGACUUCACCCAGCCCUUCCUGCACACGGGCAUCGGCAUUCUGCUCGAGAAGGACACCAUCUUGGAAGACGCCUCCCUUUUCCACUUCCUGGCCCCCUUCAGCAAGGAGAUGUGGGCCGGCAUCCUCGCAGCCUACGUGAUCUCCUCCCUCUGCUUGUUCCUGGCUGCCAGAGUGAGUCCCCGUGAAUGGGAUGGAAAUGAAGACACUCCUUUCACCUUUCUGAACAGCCUGUGGUUUGGAGCAGGAUCACUUGCGUUGCAAGGUGCGGUGCCUCUGCCGAAGUCCCUCUCUGUGCGGAUAAUCUCUGCCAUUUGGUGGCUGUUCAGCAUCGUGCUGCUGACCGCCUACAUCGCCGGCUUCAGCUUCGUUUUGGAGUCGGGCUCCGAGCAGCUCUCCAUCCAGACCUUUGAAGACCUGGUGAAGCAGAGGCACCUGGAGUUCGGGACCAUGGCCAGCUCCUCGACCCUGCGCUAUUUCAAGGAAUCCAAGAAUCCAAUUCAGCAGAUGGUCUAUGAGUCCAUGAACAAGAAGAAGGACACCGUUUUAGCCCAGAACUACCAGGAGGCCAUUCAACGUGUGCUGGAUUCAAAUUACGCUUUCAUCGGGGAAACCGUCUCUCAAGACCUGGCUGUUGCUCGGCACUGCAACUUGAUCCGGUCUCCGGAGGUCCUCGGGCCUAGGGGCUUUGGCCUGGCUACCCCACAAGGGUCCCCCUGGACGAACAAGCUGUCAGUGGCGAUCCUGAAACUCGGAGAAGCCGGUGACCUCGACCAGCUUCGCAGCAAGUGGUGGGAGAGCAGCUGCUCCCAUGACGAUCACGACAAGUGGAGCCCGCUGAAACCCCAAGCCCUGGGGGGGAUCUUUCUCAUCCUCGCCCUGGGCCUGGCCCUAGGGAUGAUGGUUGCACUCAUCGAAUUAUCCAAAAAAAGCCGGCGCACAGCGGACCAGGAGAAGAAAUCUUGCUGCUCCGUGUUCAACGAGGAGUUGAGCCAGCGGUUCCGACCAAGAGAAAUCAAGAAGCAAGAAACUGCAGGGAAAUCCAAACCGUGAGACGACGUGUUGGGCGCAGAAGGUCAAAUUGAUAACGAACUUUCUUCUUUUGACCCUACUGUAUAUUCCAUAGUGGAACUCUCUGAGCUCCUUCUAACUGUAGGGGAUUGGCCAGAAAAGGGGGGGGGAAUCUAGAAUAGCUUCCUUUUAAUAACACAAACCUAUGGGGAACCCUCUGUGCGAUGUUGUCCAUAAAUGAAGAGAGAUGGGGAUUUGCUUUGCUCCGGGGUUCUGGUUUCUAACCUUUCUAGUUCUUGAGCCUGCUUGAGCGCACAUUACCCCUUUCUGCCAACUGCAACCUUAGCGAGACGAUGAGCAUCGACAGCAGGCGUUUGGGGACCUAAUCAAAGCGAUGCAAACUGCCCGGCAACAUGGCUGACUGACAGAACAGCGGAGGCUGUGCGAACGAGAGUGGGCAAUCUUCAGGCACGUAGGGCAGCAUUUGGCUCCCAGACAAUCUCUUUUAAAGGAAGAACACGGUUUCUGGUUGUUCCGAGCCGUGGCUAGAUGCUUAAGUGUGCAGGUGAGGCUGGGUGUGACUUCUCAGAGGGAUCGCUAGAUGGCAUUUCUGGCCGUUGCAAGCAGAGCUCUAAGUUGCUGCACUGGUGUAGCGCCUUGGCGCCCCCCCCCCCCCAACUUUUAGGCAAAGUAGAACACUGGCUCUAUGUUUAGGAUUUACACAAUCCUGCUUAUGGAGGCCUGGGAUUUUUUCUUUCCCCCGGAGAGUAUGCAGCCCUGAAAAACUGCCACUGCGGUUGCUGUUAACUAGUUGUUGUCCGUGAGGUGAGGGCCUUUAACCAAAUGCUGAAUGAAAUAUAAGGAAAAUGUAGGGAGGGGCUCCUUGUUGGGCCUUGUAGGAUGAAAGCGGUCAUCGACAAGGGGCUACCCCUGCUGGCCAGGACAGCGGCCUGUGUGCCUGCAACAACCAGGACAUCUUUCCUAAAAGGUCUCAGUCAAGUUCGGUUAUAGCUUAAACUCUGGCAUGAGUCACAAGCCCCAGUUUGUCUGUCUAGGAACAAGGCUCAGGAGAGUCCCGGUCCUCCUGUGCUCUCUUCCUUCCCGUAAUCGGCUGCCACAGCUUAAACGGAACAAACUGCAAACUCUUAAGAACAGAAGGGGAGCCCUAGACCAGUGGUCCAUCUAGAACAGCAUUCUGUCUCACCCAGUGGUCAACCAGUUCCUCAGGAGGGCCAACAACAGGGCAGAGAGGCCAAGGCCUUCUCUUGCUGUUGCCUCCUAGCUGUCGGAUUCAGAGGCUUAGUGCCUCUGAAUGUGGUUCCCCCCUCCUAGCCAGAAUUAAAUGGUAACAAACUGGUGUGCCACAAGAGCAAGGAAAUGGUUCACUCAUUUCCAAGCUGAGUUCAAAAACCAGGAGGCUGAGUCCCAGGGUCUGAUGUUGCAGGGGAAGCACGUCACUAUGCCGGACUGUGACCUGUGUACUGAAUCUGAGGAAGAGUGGACGGAGAGGAGGGAGUGCUGGGCGUCUGUGGUGGAGGGAAGCGCGUGCCGCUGAUCUGUAUCGAGUGAAGGGGCAGACGAGGCUGGGAUGCAGCCUGUUACCGUACAAGCAAGACAGAUGUUUUAUACGUGCUCUUUGCCCCCGUAGAGAUAUUAGAACGCCCUUCUACAGGGCAGUGGGAACUUAAAAAAAAAAAAAAAAAGGAAGACAGCUUGCUUUGUAAACAGGACAAAGGAAUAGAAGCCUUUUCAUAUGUAUCACAAAACAUGACUAAAUAAUAAAGGGAGUUGUG